Messenger RNA from Eruca vesicaria subsp. sativa (arugula), 1132 nucleotides. The record is from the annotation of a GenBank genome assembly. Lineage: Eukaryota; Viridiplantae; Streptophyta; Magnoliopsida; Brassicales; Brassicaceae.
AUGGGCUUUCUUCCUCUAAAUAUUCAGAUCAAACCCAUCGACGAACUCGCUCAGCUUCCUCCGUGGAAUCCCGCCGACGCUGCCGUGAAAGCUAAACUGAGAAGAACCGCCGCCAAAACCAAAAUCUCUCCGCCGCAACAGCAACAGCUUCAGUUCGUUGGAUUUGACGGAGUAUCAGAGCCACCGUGCCUUCUCCAGCACCACCACCACUCUGCUUCCGAGCCUGUUAUGUUUUACGGGCAGAGCAGUCCGUUUGGUUACGACGACACGUGGACGGGUGGCUGGGAGAAACAGUCAGUUCAGAGACUUGUGGCUUGGAACAGCGGCGGAGUAACCGAUACAAGAAACGGAGGAGGAGGCGUGUAUCCUUCUCCGACGUCGUAUCAGCCAGUACAUGGCCAAAGUCAGCUUAUGUAUUCUCAGAGGAGUCCCCUUCAGUCCAGUUACACUCCCAUGAUCCGUGCUUGGUUUGAUCCUCAUCACCAUCAUUCCAUCUCCACCGACGAUCUAAACCACCACCACCACCAAUUUUCAUCCGGUUUUGGCGUACCAGCACGGUUUCAGGGUCAAGAGGAGGAACAGCAAGACGGUCUCACCAACAAACCGUCCUCUGCUUCCUCUGUUUCUCGCCAUUGAUAAUAAUCAAAACAAUGUCGGUUGCUGUCUUUUUUACAUCAAGUACUACUAUUUGGAGUUCUAAAUUCAUUUUUAAAAAUAACAUUUUGCAGAGGCCCUUUGAAACUUCCAUUUACAUUUUAAGCUUGGCUUAGAUAGUUUGGGACAGCUAUGCCGUUCUUUCGGUUUGUAUUUGAUGGCUUAGAAAACAAGGAAAGGAUGAAAGAGUAGAAGAAGUGAACAAACAAACGUCUCAUUAAUGUCAGGUUCAUCUUCUUUUUGCGCUCCAAUAUCCUCACCUAGCCAAUGUAAUUGUCAUAUUUUUCAUCAGGUAUACAACGUUCUUUAGCUCAACUAUGGUUAGAUGUAAACAUUGUUCUUUUGUUGUGAGUUGUAUCAUCAUCAUCCUUUGUUACUGCAAUAGCCAGAUACUUGAGAAAAUGUCAGUUCUUUGUUCUAUUUUUCUGUGUAACUCCUUGGAUAACUUUCUCUUUAUUCUCAUGUGGAUUUUUCCUGC